AGCGGAGCCGAACGAGGCCGAGCGGAGCCGAGUGCGAGCCGAGCGGAGCCGAACGAGGCCGAGCGGAGCCGAACGAGGCCGAGCGGAGCCGAGUGCGAGCCGAACGAGGCCGAGCGGGGCCCGGGCCGAGCAGGACCCCCGGGGACUCACCGGGACCAACCGGGACCAAGUGGCGCCGCCAUGUGCGACAUGGCGGGUGGCGGUGGUGGCUGCGGGGCGGACGCGGAACCGCCGCGGCGCCGCCGCGCACCGGCAGACAGCCACCCCCGAACGUGCAUGAAGUGCGGGCAGGGCACGGCCGCGCUCGUCAUCCGCGUCGGGGACCCCUUCUGCCGUGACUGCUUCCGCGAGUACUUCGUGCACAAGUUCCGUGCCAUGCUGGGCAAGAACCGCGUCAUCUUCCCGGGAGAGAAGGUGCUGCUGGCAGUGUCGGGGGGCCCGGCCUCCUGUGCCAUGGUCCGGCAGGUGCAGGAGGGGCUCAGCCGGGAGGCGGCCAAGAGGCUCCGCUUCGUCCCCAGCCUCGUCUACGUUGAGGAGGGAGCCGUGCGCAGGCAGAGCCCGGAGCAGCGGGAGCAGACCCUGGCCCAGAUGGAGACCCUGCUGCAGGCCACCGGCUUCCCCUACCACCUGAUCCACCUGGAGGAGGCACUGGAGUUGCCCCCAUCCAUCUUACAGCCGGGGCCGGAGCGCGCCGCCGCGUCCAGCCCGUCCGGCCCUUCCUACAAGGAGGCUGUGGACAACUUCAUCCAGCAGCAGCGGCAGGAUGGGGACAGUGGCACCUCUCUGCCUGGCCACAGCACCCCGGACACCCCAGCAGGAGCCCUGGCCACCCCCCGCCUGCCGGACGCUGCCCAAACCCAGGAGCUGCUCCGCAGCUUCGAGGCCGCGGCGACGGCGACGGCGCGGGAGGAGCUGCUGGAGAUGCUGCGGACCCACCUGAUCGUGCAGACGGCCCGGGACAGGGGCUACGCCAAGGUGAUGAUGGGCGAGAGCCUGACGCGCGUGGCCAUCAAGCUCCUCACCAACCUCUCCCUGGGGCGCGGCGCCUUCCUCGCCGUGGACACGGGCUUCACGGACCAGCGCCACGGUGACGUGAUGGUGGUGAGACCCAUGCGGGACUACACGGCCAAGGAGAUCGCCUUCUACAACCGCUUCUUCGGCGUCCCCACCGUCACUGUGCCACCCCUUUUCACCAAGCGCCGGGAGAAGCUCAGCAUCCACCAGCUGGUCGAGCGCUUCCUGCUGGGGCUGCAGGAGGAGUUCCCCUCCACCAUCAGCACCGUGUACCGGACUGGGGAGAAGCUGAGCCCGGAGCCGGCCAAGGCCAGCAGCGAGUGGCAGCGCUGCCUCCUCUGCCUCUGCGGCCUGGACACCUAUGGGGAGGAGGAGCUCGCUCUGGAGCCCACGCUGAUCUUUGAGGAGCCAGCAGCAGGGGUUGAGAGCAAAGCUGCCUACAUCCCCCUGCUGUGCUACAGCUGCCGCCUCACCUUCAAGGAGCUGGGUCCCCUGGACACGCUGCCGCCCUACGUGCGCGCCGAGGGCCAGCGCAGGAUCCGCAGAGCUGAGAUGGAGCAGAACCAGGAGGCCCGCGAGAGCUGAAGGGGCUGGGGACAGCAGGGGACACAGACCAAUCCCACUGUGGCACUGCUGGGGCAGGUGCCACUCCUCAGGGAUACCCCAGAGGUUGGUGAAGACUCCU
This is a messenger RNA of Pyrgilauda ruficollis (rufous-necked snowfinch), 1699 nucleotides long. It is a transcript of the gene CTU2, whose product is annotated as cytosolic thiouridylase subunit 2. Bases 181 to 1599 code for a protein of 472 amino acids. Gene Ontology annotation, cellular component: cytosol. Gene Ontology annotation, biological process: tRNA wobble position uridine thiolation. The transcript has 15 exons. The record is from RefSeq and is a predicted model, not a curated record. Gene Ontology annotation, molecular function: sulfurtransferase activity; tRNA binding. NCBI's taxonomy places the organism in Eukaryota, Metazoa, Chordata, Aves, Passeriformes, Passeridae.